Lodderomyces oxycetoniae is the source of this 5139-nucleotide messenger RNA. RefSeq names its product serine/threonine-protein kinase (gene GCN2). The transcript has a single exon. Gene Ontology annotation, biological process: DNA damage checkpoint signaling; regulation of translational initiation by eIF2 alpha phosphorylation. Gene Ontology annotation, cellular component: cytoplasm; nucleus. The record is from RefSeq and is a predicted model, not a curated record. The coding region runs from base 1 to 5139 and encodes 1712 amino acids. NCBI's taxonomy places the organism in Eukaryota, Fungi, Ascomycota, Pichiomycetes, Serinales, Debaryomycetaceae. Gene Ontology annotation, molecular function: protein binding; ATP binding; eukaryotic translation initiation factor 2alpha kinase activity.
AUGCCCGAAAACUCGAUAAGCUUGGAUUUGAAGAGUAGACAGGAAGAUGAAUUUAAUAGUAUAGCUUCAAUUUAUGGGGACAUUUUCAAGGAUAUUACAUCAAAGGAGUUGGUUUGGGGUCAAAAGGCAAAUCCACAUUUCCAGAUUGAAUUAUCGUCUGAGGCCCAAGAAGGGCAUCCAAGGGUGUCGUUUGUUUUGGAUAUAGAGUUUACGCCGACUUAUCCAUUGUCUGCGCCAAAGGUCAAGGUUUUAGAGCCUCGUAACCUAUUGAAAGGCAAUAUAACUCAAUUGAGGGUGAAAAUAGACGAGUUGAUAAAAGAGUAUGCAAAGGAGGAAGUCUGCUUUACAAUUAUAUCUGAACUCAAGUAUUUGCUCGAUGAAAUUCAAUCAAAAACAAACAAGGUGCUAUCGUUGGAAGAAGAGAGGGAAGAGCGUUUGAAGUUGGAAAGAGAGGCAUUGCAGAAACAAGAAGAAGAGUUUAUGAAAGAAGAGGAAAAAGCCGCACUCGAGCGUAAUAAAGAGCUCAAUGAGCAGAUCCAAAAAUUUAAAAGUGAAUUUGUUGAGGAUGAUGGUGAGCUUGAGGAUGAAGGACGGUUAUCUGUGGCUCCAUUACCUCCUCCACCAGUAAGGGAGACAAAAAACUUUUUCUUAUUUGAAAAGGACUUGGAAGACAGAUUGCUACAGAAUGGACCACAUUUCAAGUUUAGAGCGGUUCUGGGGUUCAUUAAGUAUAAUAAACAAGGGUUGCUAAGCUCGCUAGGUGACCAGUUUAUAGUAAAACCUUUUGUGCAUGCAGAGAUUCUGCAAAAAUCCGAUCAAUUGGGAAUAGAAUUGUCUUAUCUUUUGACAGAAAUAAGUUUGACACAUAACUACUGGCAAACGGAGAAGGGAAAGCGAGAAAUACAAGAAUUGGAGAAGGAUCUACAAAGCUGUAUAGCGAUUGUAGAUCCGCGCAUUUUGAAAUUGGUUGGUUUCCAAAUUGAUAAAAAGGAGAAUGGGUGGAAGGUUCGGCUAUUGAAUGAAUACUCAUUUGUAGCGAGAACUUUACUGGAAACCCUCCCAUCAAAAGGUCACGUAGACUGGGCUCUUGCACGAAACUGGUUGAUACAAAUUUUACCUGUAUUGGAACACUUACACAGCUUGGGAUUCAUUCAUAAACUGAUUGGACCGGAAACUGUAUGCAUAUUUGAAGAAAAUUGUUUAGAUGAUGAGAUAACCAAUGAAGGGGUAUCUAAAGAAAACUACGGAGGAGUGGUAAAGUUAGCUCAUCCUUCUUACGGGCAUAGAUUACAUCGGAUGCGACAAAUGCACCCGAAUCAUGUAAGCAAUUGUGUGACCCAUAAAAUUUGGUUAGCCCCGGAAGUAGAAACACUCGCUGGUGUUUACAGUAAUAACAAAUCUGAUAUAUGGGACCUAGGAAUUUUGUUUUCAAAAGUUAUGCUUGGUUGUGAUAUAUUUGAAGAAUUGGAAUGUACUCCACAAGAAUUUGCACGGAAAAUUAAUGACAAAGAGCUCUUGGCAAAUUACAAAAGCCAGUAUUCGGAAUUGGUUGGGGAUUUAUUGUCCAAGAUGUUACAGCCUAAACCCUCAAAACGACCGACGCCAAUUGAGUUGAAUGCACUUAGAUUUUUACGUGAUGGACCUGCAUUAACUAGAUAUCAAAUUGAAAUGAGAAGCAGUGUGGGUAUUUUGAGUGAAAGAAAUAUGUCCACUACUAACUCAGAACGGCAACAUUUAAAAGAGAAUAGCUCAUUUUUCCCAACACCCCUUGAAUCAAAACAACAGCUGCAGCAACAGCAACAGCAACAGCAGCAACAACAACUACAACACACAAAUAGUAGAUAUGAAAGAGAUUUUGAGGAAGUUGGCAGAUUGGGUAAAGGAGGUUUUGGCGAAGUGGUGAAAGCUCGGAAUAAAAUGGAAGGUACUUAUUAUGCGAUAAAAAAAAUCAAACACCGGGCCAACAAGUUAGAUUCAAUUUUAAAUGAAGUAUUAUCUUUAGCCCGAUUAAAUCAUCAAUAUAUUGUCCGCUACUAUGGAACUUGGGUAGAAGAGAUAGAAGAAGAUUUUUCAACCUUCAACGAGUCUGAGUCGUCAUCGUCGUUAGUGACCGUCAUGAACAAAAAAAGGAACUAUGUCGAACCGCUGGAUUAUUUGGGUAAAGACCAUAGCACCCAGCCAUCGUUUUCUAAUGCAACACGGAAUAGCUCAUUUCAAAUUGAUUUUAUGUCUCGUUCGUUCGACCCCGGAAUUGAAUUUUCAGAUAACUCUUUUAGGCAUGGAGAUUUAUCAGAUGAAGAAGAAGAUGCAUUUGAAUUUGCGCACUCAACACAAGAUGAAGCAAGUCAAAAUCAGGAUUUUGAAGAGUGGAGUUCAGAUGGGAAGGAGAAGAAGCGCGACCUUCUGAAAAGGAAUUACCCUCUGCAGAGUGAAGUAAACAAUAGGAUGUCAAUAUUGUACAUACAAAUGGAGUUUUGUGAAAACAACACAUUACUUGAUUUAAUUGGACAAGGUUUGCCAGGGCAUGUGACUGAAUACUGGAGACUAUUCCGUCAAUUGUUGGAAGCGGUAUCUUAUAUCCACAAAGAGGGCUUUAUACAUCGAGAUUUGAAGCCAAUGAACAUUUUUAUUGAUAGGUCAAAUAACAUCAAAGUUGGUGACUUUGGCUUGGCAAGGAAGUCACAGUUGUUGCUAGCACCAGAAACACGAAACCAGCAACAACAACAACAACAACAACAACAACAACAACAGCAGCAGCAGCAGCAGCAGCAGCAGCAGCAACAGCAACAGCAACUCGCCCGUGUCGACAAGGAGGGUCAAAAUGGAAUGAAAGGCGGAGACUUGUCCACCAUUGUAGGGACAGUAUUAUACACUGCUCCCGAGGUGGCUUCUGGAAACUACGACGAAAAGGUUGAUAUGUUUUCUUUGGGAGUCAUUUUUUUUGAAAUGUGCUAUCCCUUAGCUACUAGUAUGGAGAGAGUCACGACUUUGAACAAAAUAAGAAACCAAGUGUUUCCCCAGAAUUGGAAGAGCUCCCUUGAAAAGAAAAUUGUGCAGCAGUUGUUAAGUAUAGAUCCGAAAUCUCGGCCCAGUGCAUCAGAACUAUUACAAAGUGGCUGGUUGCCUGUAGAAUACCAGGACCAAGUGACACAAGAAGCGCUCAAAUCAUUAGUAGAUCCAGCGUCACCCUGGCAACAACAAGUGCGUGAGACGCUCUUUAAACAACCCUACGUGUAUGCCAAAGACAUGUUGUAUGACAAUGAUGGAGUAAGCGCAACAACACAAUCGUCAAAUGACUAUUUACUCUUCAGCAAGCUUCUAGAAGAAUUGGUGACUAUUUUUCAUCGACAUGGAGCAGUUGAGAAUUUGAACAUUAAUGUGGUACUACCGAAAAGUCCAUAUCAGCUAAACGAUCAGGUAUACGAGGUACUAGAUAAAAGCGGAUCAGUUGUUACUUUGCCUUAUGACCUAACGAUUCCUGUUGCCAGGUUUAUCAGUAAAAAUGAUGUGCAUGCUUCGAAAUUCUACCGCCAUGAAUUUGUUUACAGAUCAAAUCAACGAGGCGUUGGAGUGCCAGAAAAAUAUAGCGCCAUGAAUUUCAACAUUGCGACGGAAACUCGUGAAGAUGUUAUUGUGAAAGACGCUGAAUGCCUCAAAGUUGUUGACGAAAUUUUGGGUUUCAUUUCGUAUGUUCCUACAAAAAAGAUAAUUUUAAUCAAUCACUAUGAUAUUCUAGAUGCAGUUAUUUCAUUUGCAUUUGAGAAUGUAAAAAUUGAUGAGAAAAUCAUUGUAUCAGUUUUGGGAACAUUGUCGCAGUUGGAAGUUGAUAUGAAUAGCACAGAAGUGAAAAGAACCCUUCGGGAACAGUUGAAUAUCCCCCACACUGUUGUAGAAGACCUUCUUGAAAAUUUCAACUUUACCUGUUCAAUCCACGAAGCGCGGCAUAAGUUGCAGAAAUUAAUGAUAGAUUCUCCACAUUUGAUUAAGGCUGAAAGAGCUUUUGCGUACUUGACAAAGGUUAUGGGGAUACUAAAGCAGUUUGAGUUUGUUUCAGAUGUUGUGUUUAAUCCCUUGAGCAAUUACGACAAUCAGUACUACUGUCAUAGUAUUAUGUUUCAAGGCAUGUUCAAAGCUGAAGAAUCUAAGCGAUUGAACAGGAUAAUAACUGGCGGACGGUUUGACUCCUUGAUAAAUUCCUUUUCAGAUAUUAACUCAAUGAUAAAGUCUUCGAAACCACUGAGCUUUAAUAAACCACCAUCACACUGUGUUGGAUUUACAUUAACCACAACCUUUCUUUUCAAAUGGAUGAAGACCAUAGUUUCACGCAAGAAUUUCAAGCGUAGCGCUGGUAGCUUUGGGAGUCGCUGUGAUGUAAUUGUGGGUUCUACAGAUCCAGAGGUUUUGAAUAAAUGUGGUUUUGAAUUGCUUGGAAAGCUUUGGUCCAAAAAUAUUAGUGCGGAUAUUUGCACUAAAGCCAAGCCACAGGAUGAGCUUAUUCAAGAAGCCAUUGACGCUGGAUCAAAGUGGCUUCUUUUGAUGAAGCAGUCUGGACAGGCAUACAAGCGAUCAAAAAAGGCAUCGAGCUACAAACCAUUGAGAAUCAGAAACGUUAUAUCUGGUAAAGAAACAAGUUGGGACACAUAUGAUGAAGUAUUGAAAAGUCUUUCUGACGAAAUGAAUGAAAAAAAGAACACAAGCGAGGACGAAUUGCCAGCCCACUCACAAACGAAAAUAGAUGAUGCCCAUGAUUUUGAGGAAGAAAUGGGAUCGAUAGACUUGAAUCAAAAAGUUAUUGUUGUUAAUAAUGAAGCACCCAGGGGUCGAAAGAACAAGCGUGAGAAAUGGGAAACUGAAAGUCAUGGUCGCGUUGUGGGAUCGAAAGCGGUAAAAAGUUUAGCGAAUGGCCCAGUUUUGAUUUUUGAUCUUCGUGAUGAAGUUUUGGACAUGAUCAGCAUUACGUCAAUCCACCAACAAGAUGAAUGGAUCAGAAAAGUGGUGUUUAGUUCCAAUAAUUUACCUAAAAGCUUUGCUUUGAACAUCUACAAUAAUUUGGUGAAAGAAGCAGCAAAAGGUCACAAAUGGUGUAUAUUGGUUGCAGCAAAAACACACCAUACAGCAAUAGUAGACUUACAGAGAUAA